UGUCCGGGUCGGGACGUCGGAGUCGCUCCUGGGUUCGUCCCGGUGACCCUGCGCCUGGGACAGUGGGCGUGUGAGCUACUGCGGAUGUCCCGUGGGUUCGGCUCGGCCUGGAGCUGCGGCGGACACAGAGAACUACCGGGCUGCUGGAGGUCUGCGCAGGGCCUGGCGCGUCCACGCCCGCCCUGGACGCCCUGGGAGGCCGAGGGGAGAGGGAGUGGCCGGGGCGGGGUGGUGUCUUGGUUGGCUUUCGCCCCCCCGGAACGGUGAGGAUGAUGUCCUUCCUCUCUGGACUCUGGUCAUUGCGAAGAGUGAACCUGUGGACUGGCUUUAUAAGCUCAGGAAGGUGUUUGGGGAUGAGAACUAGCAGCACCAAGGUUGGGGCUGUUGAGCGUGUUGAGAGACGGAGAGAAGAUUUCUGGGCUACUGAAAAGAAGGUACUUUCAGAAUUGGAGAUGUGAAUAAAACUCCUGUGCCAGGGCUUAUAAACCAUCUUGAGGUGCUUCAAAAGCUCUUUAUUGAAGAGUGAUUAGCCGUGAAGUGUUCUGAAUGUAGCCUCUCAAAUAUUAAGGGAUCAUUUCCUGGUAGAAAGCUGCCACCAUUUCUUUAAAAUGACUGUGAUGUUAGAAGAUUGUUACUCUUGGAAGGCUGGUUAACAUUCAUUUCCUAAGAGAAACUUGACCACCAUUUGCUCUGGCAUGGCGCAAAGCAAUCCACAACUUGAUAUUCAGGUUCUCCAUGAUCUUCGACAACGUUUCCCUGAAAUUCCAGAGAGUGUGGUGUCUCAGUGCAUGUUACAGAAUAACAACAAUCUUGAAGCCUGUUGCCGAGCCCUUUCCCAGGAGAGUAGUAAAUACUUAUAUAUGGAAUACCACAGUCCAGAUGACAGUAGGAUGAAUAGAAAUCGCCUUUUGCAUAUUAACCUGGGUAUCCAUUCUCCUAGUAGCUACCACCCAGGAGAUGGAGCUCAACUUAAUGGUGGUCGAACACUGGUCCAUAGUUCAAGUGAUGGACAUAUCGAUCCACAGCAUACAGCAGGUAAACAGCUGAUAUGUUUAGUUCAGGAACCACACUCAGCUCCAGCUGUUGUGGCUGCCACUCCCAACUACAAUCCAUUUUUUAUGAAUGAACAGAACAGAAGUGCAGCUACUCCUUCACAGCCACCUCAACAACCAUCUUCCAUGCAAACAGGAAUGAAUCCGUCUGCUAUGCAAGGGCCUUCACCACCACCACCGCCACCUCCUUCAUACAUGCACAUACCUCGGUAUAGUACAAAUCCAAUUACUGUUACAGUAUCCCAGAACCUCCCUUCUGGACAGACUGUACCAAGAGCUUUACAGAUUCUUCCACAAAUUCCAGGCAAUCUCUAUGGGUCUCCUGGCUCUAUUUAUAUUAGACAGACAUCUCAGAGUUCAUCAGGAAGACAGACUCCUCAGAGUACACCAUGGCAGUCCUCACCACAGGGCCCAGUGCCUCAUUAUAGCCAACGUCCUUUACCUGUUUAUCCACACCAACAGAACUAUCAACCUUCUCAGUAUUCUCCCAAACAACAGCAGAUCCCACAAUCUGCAUACCAUUCACCACCUCCUUCUCAAUGUCCUUCACCCUUCAGCUCUCCACAGCAUCAAGUGCAACCUUCUCAGUUGGGCCACGUCUUUAUGCCACCUAGUCCUUCAACUACUCCACCCCAUCCAUAUCAACAAGGACCUCCUAGCUAUCAGAAACAGGGAAGCCACUCAGUAGCCUAUCUCCCAUACACAACAUCAAGCUUACCCAAAGGUUCCAUGAAGAAGAUAGAAAUUACAGUUGAACCUUCUCAAAGACCUGGGACAGCAAUUACUAGGAGUCCUUCACCCAUCAGUAGUCAACCAUCUCCACGGAAUCAGCACUCACUGUACACAGCUACCACACCACCUUCAAGUUCUCCUUCAAGAGGGAUAUCUACUCAACCAAAACCUCCAUUUAGUGUUAAUCCUGUGUAUAUUACAUAUACACAGCCAACUGGACCUUCAUGCGCUCCUUCACCAUCUCCUCGGGUGAUACCAAACCCAGCUACAGUUUUUAAAAUUACUGUAGGCCGAGCUACAACUGAAAAUCUUUUAAAUUUAGUGGACCAAGAAGAGCGCUCUGCUGCACCAGAACCUAUUCAGCCCAUUUCAGUGAUACCAGGCUCUGGGGGAGAAAAGGGAAGCCACAAAUAUCAGAGGAGUUCUAGUUCUGGAUCAGAUGACUAUGCCUAUACGCAAGCCUUGCUGUUACAUCAGCGAGCAAGGAUGGAGAGGUUAGCAAAGCAACUGAAACUUGAGAAAGAGGAGCUAGAGCACUUGAAGGCUGAAGUUAACGGUAUGGAGCAUGACCUGAUGCAAAGACGGCUCAGAAGAGUCAGCUGCACCACUGCGAUCCCCACGCCUGAGGAAAUGACAAGAUUGAGAAGCAUGAACAGACAACUCCAGAUUAAUGUUGACUGUACACUGAAAGAAGUUGACCUUCUUCAAUCUAGAGGAAACUUUGAUCCAAAAGCCAUGAAUAAUUUUUAUGACCACAUAGAACCUGGCCCAGUUGUACCACCCAAGCCAUCUAAAAAAGACUCUACAGACCCCUGCACAAUUGAGAGAAAAGCCCGAAGAAUUAGUGUGACUUCCAAAGUACAGGCAGACGUCCAUGAUACCCAGACAGCAGCUGUGGAUGAGCAUCUACCUGGCUCUAAACAGAGUCCUCAGACACAGCCUCGAGAUGAAGACUAUGAGGGGGCUCCAUGGAAUUGUGACAGCUGUACCUUUCUCAACCACCCGGCACUAAAUCGCUGCGAGCAGUGCGAGAUGCCACGGUACACUUGAAUUCGGAACAGUCCGCACCAGGCUGAGAGUGAAAUGUUAAGCACCAACAGAAGAAAGGGAACCCGUGGGAAUCUGUUCAUCUGCCCAGCCUUUCAUUUCUGAUUGCACAGUGGGGAGGAGGAAUGGCACUGUGGCCACUGUGCUCAGGAAAGGGAAAAUGGGGAGGUUUCUUUUUUUUCCUUUCUUAACUUCUGUUGCAGAAUGAGAGAGAGAAAGGGAUACUUGAAACUAGGAAAGGAUUCACUCCUGAAAGAAUGUACAUAGAGCAGUCAAGAGCUCUUCUGUGGAAUCCCAGUUGUUAAAGUUACUGCUGAGUAGCCCUUAUUUUAUAAACUAGAACUUUCAAUCAUGGUAAUGUUACAGUUUAUGCAGACAAACUGUGAAUCCCAGAGCAGACUUACCUAGUCGCGGCUCUCUGGAAACCAAGGCUCCCUUAUGCUUCUUCCUGUUGCUUCCUUCUAAAGAGAAGGACAGGAAAAAGCACCCAGAAUAUGAUUUUUUGGGGGGGCGGGGGGGACAGGUAAAAUAAAGGUAUUUGUAAUUGCUGCUUUUUUUCAGGGGUAAUUUCCAACAUACAUAGAUAUACAUAAACAAUAUGUUUUAAAAUGUGAGUUGUAGCAGUCAGGAAUUAGGCAUGUCGUGCCCUUUGUUUGAAAGUACAAUCAGAGGUGAUAAGAUCCCUUUUGCUUGUAUAGUGAUUCAUCAAGCUGUAUCAACACUGGUAACUAAGACUUACUUAUGCCACAUAAGAGAUAUAUUUUUUAAGUUACUGCAUGCUUUUAUUAAGCCAUCAGUUUUAAAAAUAACAAAGUCCUUACAAAGUAUGACUUUAUAAAUGACAUUCUCAUAAAACUGCACUUUGCCAAUAGCACAGUGAAUGUAUGCCAAAUUCAAGUCCAUUCCAAAAUUCAUUUGGAAAUCGAAGUUAGCUGUGGUUCUUAAGAAAUGUUUAUUUCCUCCUUUCGAUUUUGUGAUGGAUUCAUGAUGUUUACAGCACAGAUAGUACUUUGUGCCAUAAUUCUAAUUUAGCUGAGAAAAAAAAUCAAUAUUAGCUGUUCAAUAAAGAUUUGCACAUAUGUUAAUAAACCAAAAUGUGAGGGAAAUUACAGUUGGCCAAUAAAAGUUGCACACUGCAUUAUUUGGGAAGAAAAGGAUAGUCAAGAAAUAAUAAGAGAAAGAAACACAGAGGACUUUGAAACAAAGAACUUUUAAUAUAACUGCAUUCAGAGGUCAUUUGAAUUUGUGCAGGCAGUUCAGCUAACAAAGCACUCCUAUGAAACAGAACUUCAGGGUGUGGAUAACUGAAGAGAUGUAAAAUCAUGUGACUCACUAGGGUGUAUCACUGGAAAAUAGUAGCUCAUUUAAGGUCUCUGCCAUUGUUGAAUUUCUUUCAUAGCUCAGAAUUGUAUUUUGGAAUUUCAUUUUGGUGAACAUAAACAGCAAUAAAGUUGGUAGGUUUUUCCCAUUCUGGAGGAUUUUGAAGUUAUAACCUUAGAAAUAUCCACUUGCUUAUACAGGUGACCCACUGUAUAGACACACAUAUACCAUUCAUGUUGUCAUUGUAUUAUUUAGCAGUAAUCUCUGGCAGACCUGGAUAAAUAAGCUGCUCUUAGUAACAUAAUGAAACCAAAGGCGUAAUAACUCAUCAUAGUUUUCCAUUAAAGUCAUAAUUUCACACUCUGCCUACAGCUUUGAAAACAUUUUUUCAUAUGUGAAAAAUUCCCCAAAAUACAUCUUCUUGUCUUCCAAAGUAAGCAUAGUUAUGUAAUUAUACUGAUAAAACAUCUUUCAUGUAACAACUGUGGCAAAACUGUGAAAAUAAUGGUGAGCAAGCAGAUGGGCUUGAAAGCUGGGUCCUGAAAACAGCAUUCUUUAAAGGCUUUUGAAACACUGAUCUCUGUCAGUCUCUACUAAUAGUCUGGUCGUCUUGCUGUUCUAUAAUAUGCCUUUGCCUUUGUAUGGUUUCAUAUCUCUUCAAUGAUGGUUAACCCCACUUGGUUUUAAGUUACAAUUUAGGGGAAUAAUCUACAUACUGCUUGAUGUUCUAGCUGAAAGGUUUAUCAGUAUUUGUAGUGGUAUGCUGAAGUGGCAGCAAUUGGCAGGUGUCAAUUGAGAACCAAAGUAGCAUCUUUGAAAAGUCUGAUGCUUUAUUAAAACCAUGUAGAUGACUUUAAAACUAUCGCAUGAAAAUACAUCAAGGUUAAUAAGCUGUUAUACAGUAGAUACAUGGUUUCAGUCCUUUGGUGAUAUAUCUAGGGAAUUAUUGUUUUCACCAAUUUGGGGGGUGGGAUAGAAAACAGUAUUUGAUAGGUGUAGAGGGUGGGGUAUGAGACAGCAGAGAUUGAAGGAAGUUUAAGUACACCUUAAUUUGUAAGUUUCAUAUGCCAACAUAGGCUAUAUUCAGUUUUUAAAAUAGGCAAAAUAAUUUGACACUGAUAAAUUUGGUAUGUUUAACUAUGUCCCAUAUGUAUUGCUUCUUUGCCUGUGACCAGUUUAAACAAGAAUUCACCCAACUUUAAAGGUGCCUUUUCAAAAAGGUCUCCUAGCCAGAUUGGUACGCACAGUUGGCACGCGAGUGAUAGGAUAUAAAUUGGAUGAUGCCUGGCUGAUGUGGCUAUGUACUUUGGAUCAGCCGGUGUACUUCUUGUUUCUUGUAGGUGGUUUUUUCUUAAAAUUUGACUAAUUUGACGUAGCUGGUGAAUUAUAGACCUGACUAUACAUUUUAUAUUAUUUCACUGUUUUAUAAACUGGGUUUUUAGAAGCACGUUGGCCAUUCUGUUGCCCAGUUAAAGUACAUUGCCCCCUUAAAAGCGUUUAACGUGGUAAUAGAGGAGCCAGAAACUUUCUAAGUGUAAAGUGUUUUGCUAUUGACCUUGUUUGAGAGAGUAGCAGCAGGGGUUUCAGAGAAACAUGUUGUAAAAAUGUAGUUUUAGAGCAGAUUAAUGAUGAUGGGGAAAGUCUUGUUAAUUUGUGUUUAUUUCCCUGGAAGAAAUGGGAAGUGUGAUAAGCAGUUUAAUUUUUAAGGAGCUGGUCUCAAUUUUAGUACUUUUUAAUUAUUAAAAGAAGUCAAUGUUUCCUUAAGUUUUGUCUUUGCUUUGUCACAGUUUUCUAGGGUUAAUAUCCAAAUUUCUGUGGCAACUCAAUUUUAUAUAGUCUUUUAAAAGGUAAUUGUAAUGUCUGACAGUAUAAACAAAAACAAGAAUAAAAGGCAUAGAAGAAUUGUCCUUCAAAAUAUCAAUGAUGCAUCCUGGAGUGUGACAAUGUCCCUUUAUAGUUAAAAAUUUAAUAUUAUGCCAUCAUUAGACCUGGAGUGAGUCCAUGUUACAGUGUGUCUGUAUACAUGUAGAGAAGGAAAAAUGACAACUGAAAUGUUGCUUUUAAAAAUCAGAAUUGGGCACUGUCUGUGUUGCACCACUACUGUAUCUUUUUGAAAGAAUUAAUAGCAUUUUCCUAUGUAAAAGUUUUCUGAUGACAUUUUCACAUUCACCAGUUUUUUCCUGUAUUAUUUGCAUCCCCAAGUAUUUAAUACAAAUAGAUUUUGCAUGGCUUGGGCAUUCAGAGAUUAAUAGAAUGACUCAAUUUUAAUUUCUAAAGCCAUGAAAAGUUGCUUUAAGACUGAACAAUUCUGAAUUCUUAUUUAUAAUGACACCCAGUGUCUAUGUUUCUUUCCCUACUGUAAAAGAAUUGAUCAGUUUCUUCAUUAAAGCAGCAAGAACUUAAGUCUUGUAAAUAUCAUGUCUCUCUUAAAUUUCCAUGUAUGCUGUGAAUGAAGUUAUUUUGAGAUGAGAUUGUACAAAGGCAUUUUAAAAGGCUAUGCAUGCAUCGUACCUCCAAAUAGUACAUAUUCGGAAAAUCAAAGGUUCCUGCAAAAUAAAUUAAUAAACUAAAAGCAAACACUA
Molecule: messenger RNA, 6733 nt
Organism: Nycticebus coucang (slow loris)
Lineage: Eukaryota; Metazoa; Chordata; Mammalia; Primates; Lorisidae
Gene: TAB3
Product: TGF-beta activated kinase 1 (MAP3K7) binding protein 3
Exons: 10
Coding region: 696-2834 (712 amino acids)
Cellular component (GO): extracellular exosome
Molecular function (GO): ubiquitin binding
Source: RefSeq, a predicted model, not a curated record